This is a messenger RNA of Pleurotus ostreatus (oyster mushroom), 2418 nucleotides long. RefSeq lists its product as uncharacterized. The record is from RefSeq and is a predicted model, not a curated record. NCBI's taxonomy places the organism in Eukaryota, Fungi, Basidiomycota, Agaricomycetes, Agaricales, Pleurotaceae. The transcript is spliced from 6 exons. Bases 1 to 2418 code for a protein of 805 amino acids.
AUGCCCAUCUUCGAGGGCGACGGCCGCCCUCUGGCUUUUCACUUGGACGCCUCAAUCAGGAAAGGAGCGCGUCAAAAACUAGAAGCGGAUAUUAAGGAGCAUGGGGGAACCGUUGUCGAGCGGCUUAGCGAUGCGGACUUUAGUAUCGUGGAUGAGAAACAUCUGCGCGGUGGACGAACACUGCUGAGCCUCGGUCAAGCUUAUGGACUGACAUUCCCCAACCUACGCUUCCGAGGACUUAAUUUCGUCCAAGCAUGCAUCAGGCAAGGUGCUAUAUUCACGCCUGUUGUCAUAAGGAAAGCAAUGGGAGGCGUACCACCAAGAGAACAGCGAGGCCGCAGGGAAUUUACACCCAGGGACGACGAACACCUCGCGGAAUACCUCGCUACCGUGGUGCCCGAUCCUGCGUCUGGCGGACGAACCGGAAAUGCUAUUUACAGCAAGCUAUGUAGUAAUCCUGAGAUUCCGUGGGCAGGAAACCAUCCUUGGGAGAGCUGGCGGACCCGUUAUAAGAACAAACGGCAAUGGUUCGACAGCAAAGUUGCUGACAUUGUCAGGGCGCGACCUGCUAAUCCGGAAGCACUCCAUAUACAAGACCGCCGAUUGAACCGCCGACCCUACAACGACGCUUACCAUCUUCGCGAGGAGGAAGAAGAGCGCACAGAUGAGGAAGCAGAUCCUCGAGCUUCCCUGAGCCCGUCGUUUCGCCCAAGCCCUGUAGAUACUCAGAAAGCAGAGGCCAACCUUGGAAAACGCGCUCGGCGUCCUCGAGGUAGCACACAAUCAGAGCAUAUAUCUCAGCAAGAAUCCGCCACUCUCGGCAAACGGGCCCGUCGUCAUACCGGAGGCGAUGAAUCCCCAUUGAAGCGGGCGAGAAUCCAAGAAGACAGGGACGAUGAAGUUCGUGCAUCCCAGGAUGCUAUCAGUCUCAAUGCCCCGGCCAGUGACGACAUUGAGUACUUCUUUGACGACGCCUUGCGCGACUUCCAUCCCGAACCUGGGCCAUCGAACACGCAGCGUACGUUGGUGGACUAUAGCUUCCCUCCAGUAGAAACCCUCGAUCCCGAAUCUCCACCCAGAAGUUCCCAGACUGCGACUGCCCCUAGACUACCACGAACGUCUCAACAAACACUCGUAGGAUCAUCUCCCCGCCUGCAACCAUCGAGGAAAGGAAAGGAAAGGCGGAUCCACUUUGACUCGGACUCAGAGGACGAUAGCGAUUUUGAUAUGUUUGGCGACCGAAUUUCACCUGUCCGCGAAGCUCAGGCAGCGAACCCGAACGCAACUCCAAGUCCACCGAAGGAAAGACCUCGUGACCACGAAUCGCAACCACCACCUUCGGAAGAGCCCGACUACUCCGACAACGAGUCUACGGACGAUUUAUUUGACCAGACCGGAUACGAUAUGACCCACGAAGCUCAUAAUCCUGUUGUCGAGACGCAAGACGAAGAACCAGUUAUUGAGAAUUCAGAUGCCGGAUCAGUGGGUGAUCCAUUCGACCAAACCGGCCAUGAUAUGUCUCACAAAUCUCAAACCCCUGUUGCCAAGAUACAAGACGAGGAACCGGAUAUUCAAGAUCCAAAUGACGGGUUCGUGGAUGAUCAAUUCGACCAAACCGGGUACGAUAUGUUGGACGAGUCUCAAUACCCGACUGUUGAAACGCAAGAGGACGAAGAAGAUAUUGAAGCUUUGCUAUUGGCCGAUCCAGCUAACUCUAGCACGAGGUCUAAUAUCACCCGAUCUGAAAACGUGUCUGCUGCGUCGCAACGGGAAUCCUCUAUUGAACACUCUGAUGACGAGCAAUCGUUGGAUACAGACGAUAGACAGAUUGACGCCAUUCAUAAGGUCUCUCGCUCAUUGUCUACCCCUUCGCGCCACUCGUCGUUUGGCCCGAAUGACCGUGACUCCCCCGAGCAAAGCCAAUCAGGUUCAGACCUUGACUCAGAUGAUGCUCAAACAAGAGACACGAUCAAGGGGUCAGUUCUGCCAGCUUCUCCCGCCAUCAGUGCGACCUCAUCGGUUGGAAUGUCUCCUAUAGCUGACACCAAGAUUCUCCCUGCAACGCCGGGCGUCCUCAGUCAUCCCAGUCUCGGAUCUUCGACAAGGAACCGCAACGGACCACGGCCUAUGGAGCGGGAUCUCGGGUCACCACCCUCUGAUGAUUCCGACGAGGAUGUCGUACCUAGUCCAGGUAUCCGAGCUCGUUUGCGUUCCGCGAAGACGCAGCCAGUAGUUAAUCCCAAAACUCCGAAGCGGGCUGCAGCACUUUCGGACUCUAGCGUCGAUAAUACUAUCCCUUCUCCGUUUACAAAGGCAUGGCAGGUAAAGCAGGAGCUUGAUAGAGCAGCCAAGCAGCGACCUUAUGAACCACCGCCGGGGACUAGGGCUGCCCGUGUUCGCUCCGAGCGGAGACUUUAG